ACGCACCAAAAAAAAGGGCGCUGUCAUAUAAUUCAAGUUAGUUCUUCAAGGUUCGUGCAGACGCGCAACCGAAGAUGGUCUUUCCUGUCACAACGUCGUCGGGCACCGCUAAGGGUGCGCCAGCCUUCCAAUCCGUGCUUCCAGGAUCAAAUGACAGCAGUUCUUCGAAGAGCCAUGGCACAUCAAAUUCCCGGAUCCAGCGAAUACUUGACGCUGCAAAGCGCCCGAAAAGCCGGGAUGGUGGAGGAGGAGCUGGAACCGCGAAGAGGGCGGUCGUGAGUGGGGAACAAGGGGUCGUCAAGUAUGGAACUGUGGACAAAAUUACAUCUAGCGAGAUUUUAACAACGAAGCUGAAGGAAAAGCAGGCAGGUGCUUCUAGUUUUCCCUACCCAGCGCCGCCCCCUCCUUCUUCUGUGGGGAGCAGCUACAAGACCGGUGGAGCGAUGAAGCCGUCCUCUGCAGCCAAGCCAUCAGCUGGAGCUGCUGGCUCCUCUUCCGCAACAACUCCCUCAACGAAGAAAACGACCCGUCCGGGAAGCCGGGAUCAGAAAUCCAGCGGUUCUCUGCGACAUUUUAUGUCUGUUUUGUCGUCCGGGUCCGGGAUGCUAGGAAGUGCCGCCGCGGCAGGAGGGGGCUCUGCGGGCAGUAGAAAUGCUUCUUCCAGCACCACCCCCGGUCAGAAAAGUAAAGCCGGAGCAGUGGUGGAGGCGAGCAAGGUGGACAACAAAGAGCAAGGCCGAGAAAGAGCAUCUUCGUCUGGCGUAGUCGGAGGUGGAACUACCAAGAAGAUUGCGCAGCUCGAGCCGCUACUGGUCAUACCGAACAUUUCUUCUGCUGCGGCUGGUGCGAAGAAGGGCCAGGGGUCUUCAUCUUCUUCGUCGAAGGCUGGAAAAAAUAGGACUAGCACACCGAGCGAAAUAAAUGUGAAGAACCCCAGUCCUGCGGCACUAUUGAAUCUGCUGAAAUCUGCUUCCGGCAGCUCCAGCACGCCAGUGCCGGCGCCGAUAGCAGGAACAAAUCCAACAGCAGCCACAACUAGGAAUAAAGGAAGUGCUACUGCUGCAUCGCCGGGACCCCUGCUGCAUAAAAAAACUGAAGACGCUCCUCCACCUCUCUUUCCACCCGCAAAGGGAAGCAGCACUGGCAGCGGCGCUUUAGAAAACAAGACGCAUGAGCAAUCUGCGAAAAGCAGCAAAGAAAGCAGCGUUCAACCCCCUGCGACGCGGCUGCCGAGGCGGCCGCGGUCGAGCAACCAGAAGAGGCGAGCGGCGUCGUCGAAAGACACGUCGUGCUCAAGUUCGUCGUGGAAGGAAGACGAGCUCCACGCGCCUUCUGUGCAGGAGGGGGAGGGUGCGGUGGAAGUAGAGGAGGAGGUAGGGAAAGUGGAAGAGGAAAGUACACAGUUGAUGUGUAUAGGUGGUAAACCGGCGACCACUACAUUACCGCCUGCUGUAACUCCUGCCUCCACCGCAGCCACGACCGGCGCCAAGAAAAUCGACGAUGCGGAUGAAACCACGAAGGACACGUCUGCAACAAGUUCUCCCGGAGCAGCUGCUGCGCCGUCAGUAACCACCGCUGCAACAGGCUUCGCGUUUGCGGAUCGCGUGCUCGCCGCGUAUUCCACGGCAAGGCCGAGUAGCGCAGGAAGGGGGAAUGGGAGCCGGGGAAGGAGCAGGAAGCCAACUGAGGAACAAAUUAAGGAACAGGCAGCGUCGAUGGCCUCAUCCUCUGCCAGCACUGGGGAAGUCGAAGUAGAAACAGAGAUCAAAGGACAGGGGCAGGUGGAGCAGUCUUCCAAAAUCAAGUCCCUGAUUCCAUCCCUUGACUUCAAGAAGGUAGCCGCCGUCGCGCCACCGGUUCCCGAGAUUGUGAUGCGGACGACGGAGGAAAGACAAAAAUCAAAAACGCAGCAUCAAGUUACUGCUGGUGCUGAACCCGCCACUUCAUCACCGACCGAAGCCGACGUCGAGCCUGACGUUGCUGUAAAGACCAUGUCAUCGAUGAUGAGUCAGGAGGAUAAAAAACAAAAAACCACCUCAGUCGCGACGACGCCGCACGCAGUGGCAACUGCGAGUGCUAGUACGGAAGAAGAGAAGGUGGUUGGCCUUGGCGCGAGCACGCACGUUGAAGAAGCAAAGAAGCCAAAAGAUGUAGUGAAGAAGGCUGAUGGAGGAACUUCAAAACCUUCAAAGCCGGUCCGCGAAGCCUUCAUCGACCAUUUCCCACCACCGCCUGCGGAUCUUCAUGCGGAAUUGAUGGGCAGCAGCAGUGACUCAUCGCCUCUGGGAAAAACAUCCAGAGCUGCGGAAGAUGGUCCAGCUGGAGUGGUCACUGGUGCUGGAGUCUCAUCUUCAAGCGAAGCCGACAAGAAAGCGGAUGAACUGAAGAUCGAGACCGUCACGACCGAGGACCUGCAGGACCGAAAAAUAGAUCUAGUUCUCGGAACUGUUCAAGAUGUUCUUGUGACUGAGAAUACUGGAUCUGCAAGGAGCAUAGGGAGCAAGGUACAACGACGGGAUCUAGCGAGGACACCAUCUUCAACUUCGACACCGCCGAAGGGAGCUGCUGGUGCAUCAUCGGCGUCGAGGGCAAAGGGAGCUCAGGAACAUCAAGAACAUGAUCAACAACAAGUCGACAAAGAUGAUUACAACUCUCAUAAUUCUGCUUCCGCCGGUUCAAAAAUAAGUUCGUCCCGAGUCAACAGUCUCCCCGGGUCGGAGCAGUACGACUCGAUGCUGGACUCGAUGCAGUUGUGCGAGAUUGUGGAUCCGAAAACCGGAAUGCCAAAAAUCGUCUCGAAACAGGAGGCAGCGAAAAUCUACGCGACUUUGAACAACAACGCGUCCUCCGGCGCUGGGGUCCGAGGUGGAGCGGGCUCAUCCGUCAUGCGAACACGCGCGGGCACCGGAGGAGCAGGUGGGAGUGCUGCUGGAGGUACGACUUUUUACACUGUCGUGCAAUCGACAACGCGAGUUCUACUUUCAUCUCUGAAUAAACGUGAAAGUGCUUCUACAUAGAUCCAAUCAUCUAAACUUGAUCCAUACAACAGCUCGCGCCAUCGCCCUGACCGCUGCGAAGCAACGCGAACUCGCCUCGCGGCAGCGCGAAGCGACGGAGCGGCUCGCGCUGCCGAUAGCGCACCAGACCAAGCGACUCCAGCUCGGGACCACCACGGAUUCGCGCCCCGGAACACCCGCCUGGGUGAGUAAUCUCGUGAAGACCUCGCGAACCCGCGAGGAGGCCGCGCGCCGGGGCGUGGCACCCUCGCCGCCGAACGGUCGGCGGAAGAAAUGGGACGAAAGCAGCCGGGUGGGCGGAAACAAAAAGAGAAAAUACCCGCCCGGAACGCCUGGCGGAAGGUGCAGGUCGAGCGGACGGAGUGGCUACGGUUUUUCAAACGCGGAAAGGAGCCGGACGCCGACGUAUUCAGGGUCGAGGAUUGUCAAUUCCGCUGGUGCUGCGAUGAAUAGCCGGGGUUUCACGUUUUACUCCGUUGAUGCCAGCCCGAAAAGUCAACAUUUUGGUGGCGAAUACUACAACCAAAUCGCUUCAGGUAACAAACUCCGACUGUGUUGUUUUUGUCGUGCGAUUUCUUGCCACGUUAUUGCGUACAUUUUCAGGUUUUCAUAAUUUCCUUUUGUAGACUGCAUGAAUGAUUUCGAGUCAUCUUUAUUUCUAUCGUCAUUACGUUUACCUUGUUUACCUUUACGUACAAACUAAACCCAGACAACGCCUACUGGGUGCCUACCGCGGAAGAGAAGCGGCGGCAGGUCGCCUGGGAGAGGCACCACGCAGCGGAAGAGUCUGCGCGCAAGCGUGAAGAGGAGAGGAACGAGAAAAUUGCUGAGUUGCUCAAGAACCUCGCGAUUCACGGGGAAAGCGUGCGGCCAAAGCUUCCGCUCGAAAACGACAUCAAAGUGGAUGACGUUGGGGCGGAGGAUGAGCUGGAUGAGGUAAAAAUCAAAGUGCUCAUAGUACAAUGAUCAUGUUCAUCAUAAUUGUUUUCUGGCAACAUAGGCAUGACCUCUAGAUCAGCUGCAUCAUCUGUGUGAUGCUCGACUGUGCCUCUGCUCUUGAAAUGACACAUACGUCUCAUUCAGGCCGAGCAAGAGCGCAUCCGGAGCAAAGUCCCCGCGCCGGCCCCACUUGACGUCGAAGUGACACCCGACGACGAAGGAGACAAUGGCACCACGGUGAAACCCCAAGCGACUACAGAGACGGCGGAAGUUGGUGCGAAAGCGGAGUCAACCACAGAAAGCACUGCCACUGCGCAUCAGCCACAGGAAGCCAAAAUGAACCCAGAAGAUGCGAUUACCCCGAAGCCCAUGGGCCUGCAGGAGAAACAAGUCAUCCGGAACCGCUUGCAGGAGGAGCUCCGAGCGUUGGAAGCGGGCGCGAGGGGGGAUCAGCAGGACGAGAAGAUGAAAGUAGGAAAAAAUAACGCCGGCAAGAAAGAGAUGAAAUCAAUGUCUUCAUCGAAGGAGGGAAAAAAAUCAUCUUCCUCGUGUGAUGAAGUUGAAGAGUCCGGAGAUCAUUCCGGGGUGAACACCUACUCGUCUGAGUUCCUGUCAGAAGACAAGACAGAACAGGAGGGGCCUUCAGAUAGAGAUACAAAACUUAAGCAACAAAAUCAAAGUGUUGCUCCUGCUGCUGACGCAGGUACUCUUGACAAGGAGAAAAAGACGAAAAAGGAGGUUGUAAAGGCGCAAGAUAAAAAGCCGUCGUCCAGCAGUAGUUCGUGCUCGCCCGGAUACACGACGCCGGAGGAAGAUGAGGAUGAAGCUUCGUCAGAUUCGUCGCAGAGUUCUUCGUCGUCACCAAUAAACCCGGACGAAGAUGAAGGACCGGCGGACGAGAAGAGAACGUCGAAAACGAAAAACACCAAGCUUGGGUCGCCAAGCAUUCUCCCGGAGAACGUGCAUCGACACCAAAUCGCGGCGGUCGAAGAUCUGGUGGCCCAAGCACGACUGCGGGCAAAGCAAAAAGCGGAGCAGCAAUCAUCGACAGACACGUUGAGCAGAGCAGGUUGGGAGAUUUUUUGGAUUCUUGUUUCUGUGUCACGUGGUGCAACAUGAACAUGAUCGUGUUGAGAAUUUUUUUAAUAUCAGCUUUUGCGUGCUCCUACUCCUUCAAUCUCUGGUCCUGAUAGAUCGCAUUCAUAAUUGACGUUUUAUUUUCCAGGUCCUGAAGACAAGGACGAUGACGACGAGCAGCAUGAGAGCAGUGCCACGACGAAGGGGGAGAACGACGACGAGACCGAGGAGAAACCGCACGAGAUUCCCCUGUACUGUAGAUUUCUGCAGCCAACUGACCCGAUCUACAUGCAGUCGAAGGCGUUCGAUCCCAAUUCGGUAUUUUUGCUUGGGUCUUGUCUCCAUCUGUGUUCUUGUCGAUUAUGUUCAGUCUUCUCGACUACUACAAGCAGCCAGUUCUUUCUGAUGUUGUCCCUGUCAUGCAUCAUUGCGAAAUCUUAUCGUUGUAUGUAUUCUUUGACUUGCCAGUACCAGUACUUACGCAUGUACACUACAUGUUCUGCAACUGCAACUCGGGAUGUUGAACGCUACGCCCCUUGUAAAAAAACCGAACCCGCACCAGGUCCCCGCCACGUCGCUGAUGAAGCUGCUGAAUCAGUCUGGCACCUGGUACCACGAGGAUCCCUUCGACCAACCGCCGAAGGAUACCCGUUGUCUGUGCCGGGAUUUGAACGAAUCAUUUAUCUGGGUGGAAGACGACCUUCCGGAUUCAGAUGACGGUGCGGAGCACGGCGAAUACCCCGAGGGCUUGCCGCCGGGUAUGAGUCCCGAAGAGUACGAGGAGAUGAUGCGCAUGCUAUCAAAUGUAUAAAUGUCUGGGUCUGGAAGAAUGGAAGGCUUGUCAUGCUUGUCUGGCAUGACCCAUGAUGCUUGUAAUGCAUGACCCAGCAUGACAGAUUUUUGGAAAGCUUCCUGAUGCCAUUUCCGCAUGACAAAUUCCCUCCUCGCGUAGCACAAAUGUGGCUCCUCUUGCUGGUCAUGCAAUACAGAUUUUUUUAGAGUCCAAAGUUAGCAUCACAAGUUCCAACUUUCCAGACCCAGACAUUUUUACAUUUGAUACAUGCAGUACUACCACGAAAUGGAGCAGCGCGGGAUGGUAUCAAAUGUAAAAAUGUCUGGGUCUGGAAGAUUCCGGAAUUUGUGAUGCAUCUUUCGUAUGAUCCACGACGCAUGUAAUGCAUGAUCUAGCAUACAGAUUUUUAGAGGGCUUGCUGAUGCCUAUUCCGCAUGAGAAAUGCCCUCUCCGCGUAACACAAACUGGAGGCCUGUUGCUGGUCACGCAAUACAGAUUUUUUUGGAAUCCAAAGACAGCAUGACAAGUUGCAAUCUUCCAGCCCCAGACAUUUUUGCAAUCCAUAGAUGGGGGUCGGCGGGCCGCCCAGGCGCGCGGUGAGUUUCUAACGGUUUGAAAGUCAACAUCAUUUGCGAUUCAAAACUAAAGAUAUGAGUAUGACACGUCUUCGCAGGAGGUCAGACUCAGAUACAACAGAAAUAGGAAUUUAUAGACUUUUUUGUUUGAUGUGGUCCCUGUGGCGAAGGGUGAUAAAGACGGUAGCAUUGAUUUCUAUCGAAAAAAUUGGUGACUAACUACAAAAAUACUUACAAGUAAUCUAUCCGUUUAUUUAAGUCCGUUUCGAGUAAGCUUGCUUGCUUAUGCUUUUCGUUUUCGAAAUAGUUAUGGAGAGGAUGAAGAUCUUGCAGUGGCGGGGAAAAGGCAUAACUGGGAAAGCGAUACUGAAUCCUGAGAAUAAGUGAUGAGCGAGCAACAUGUUGUGCUGUCAGAAGUUCUUGCAAACUCUACGUUGACACGACCACUUGUAGCUGAGCUUUUUCUCUUGGCUCUUCCCGCAGUAGAUUCUCUAGCAGUAAAGAGUAACGGCCACUUUUGCUGGUCCAUAGUUUUUUAGUAGGCGAUGUAAAAGAAGUUUACACUGGAGAGAAGUCUUGAAUAUUGUCCUUGAGUCUAGAUCUACUACUUCUUUAUCUUUUUCGCAGCGAUCGUCAUUUAUUUUGCGUUUCGCUUUUGUUCGUUUUCAGUUCUUAGGCGUUAUUUCUUCGCAUUGCUGUCUACCCGUUACCUGGCUUGAACAAGGAAUUUAACCAGAUGUAUUUUCGCUGCUAUCGCGACUUUGAGCUGCGCGUUUGUUGAUAUGAUGUGCUUUCUUGUGGUAUUUCUACGUGGUGUUGCUGUUGUAUGUUGUUCUCAAGUAUAUGUGGACUUCCUGCACUGUUGUAGGGGCAAUCGAGCUAUUUCUGAAAAUAGUUUUCUGGUCAAUCAAAAAAGAAAGCUAGCAAAGAGUGCGUUGAAUUUGUAUGCUGCAAAGGAGCAUUCUUGUGGACGACGCGAGGAUGAGAUUCACGGCAGUGUUGCCGUCGUGAGGAGGCACAUGAGCAGACCACUUCCAAAAGGUUGGCACGGGGACCGAGGUCGUGCCAGCCACCUCAAAGUCAGAAGUGCCACGCCAGGGGACAGUUUCGUCGCUGUUCU
Amoebophrya sp. A120 is the source of this 7521-nucleotide messenger RNA. The record is from the annotation of a GenBank genome assembly. NCBI's taxonomy places the organism in Eukaryota, Dinophyceae, Syndiniales, Amoebophryaceae.